CAUGCCUCCUCCGUAAUUUCACCAGAGCCUGAAACUGAAUCUAUACGAAGAGUCAUGCUAUACCACGUUUUCAUAUUCUAAAGAUAUUCGUGGCUGUUUUGCUAUUCAACACGUGCUGUAUCGUUUCCCUAUACCCCCUGGAUCUUGGAUUAUUCUUCCCGGCAAUAGGUGGUGCUUCCUUAAUUUUGAAAGUGCUGUAUUUGCUUGGGCAGUGGAUAUAGGCAGCCGAAGUAAAGAAAACAUCAGUUUUCUCGCUCAACUGUAUUUUGUUGUGUAGCCGGAGAACACAAGGACACUAAGUGAAACAUCGCAUAUAUGUAUCGGAACUAUCUUAGAGGAACCGACCAGACCUUCUCCGAGAGUAGCUCUGGCUCCGGAUCCAAUCCAACUACGGGAACGAGCACUGCCACCACGCAGCAGCAACAGAAGUUCUCUGUGGCAGGACCCAGUCACUUUGUGCCCAGCCUCAAUGCAAUCACCUCCAGUCAGGAUCUACAGUGGCUGGUACAGCCCUCAAUCAUUGGCCCUCCAGGCCCCUCAAGACCCCUGCGCCCCCCUUACCCCAUGCUACCUGGCGCCCAGUCCAUGGGGGGCUUCCGUCCCCCUCAGGGCCAGUUUCUCCGCCCAGGGGUUAUACGAGCCCCUACCGGGUCAGGGCACUCCACGAGACGCCGUAAUGAUGAACACUUAACCCUGGAGGAGCAACAACGGCGAAGAGUUAGGAGGGAGCGAAACAAAAUGGCUGCUGCUAAAUGUAGAAACCGCAGAAAGGAACUGACUGAUACCCUUCAAAUUGAGACUGACGAGUUGGAGGAGAAGAAGUCCACCCUACAGAAGGAGGUUGCCAAUCUGCAGAAAGAAAAAGAGAAGCUUCAACUGGUUCUCGAGGCCCAUCGCCCCAUCUGCAAGACCCAGGAUUCAGACUCCGACUCUGACUGCCGUCCUGAACUUCCUUUUCUUGGAGACAUCAAGAUUGAGCCGGCUGACACUGAUCUACCGCGACCUUCGACCUCAGCCCAGGCAAAAGCAGAAAAACCCAAGCCGAAAAUCAUCAUCCCACCUCCAUCUGCCGUUGGCUCUUCGUCUGCCAUCCAUGCCGAAUCCGAAGCUCUUCACACACCUGUGCUCCUAUCCACGCCGUUGUUCACACCGUUCACAGCCAGCAUGGUCUUCACCUACCCAUCAGAUACGAGCCACUCGGUGGCCGCACAGAACCUCAGCCUUCCUGGUCCUUCGUCUUCCACUCAUCAGAGCACCACCUAUGCCUCUAGGAAACAUGAGCCUUGUGGUAUAGCCCAUCGUCGUAGCAGCAGCAGUGGUGACCAGUCAGAUCACUCGCUCAACUCUCCAACCAUCCUGACCUUGUGAUGUUCUCAAGCUUUCCUGUAAUGACUAAAGAACAUGGACAGAAUUUGAUGCAUAUGAUAAAGAUAAUGAAAAUGAAAAAAUGAUUAGUCUAGAAAAUGACGAGGUGGCAACUGAAAGUGUUUUAAAUCAAAACAUUUCAACUAAUGAAGACGAAGAAACAGUGCUUCGGCCCCAUACUUAUGAAAUCAUUUAGUAAUAACUGUUCCACAUGCAGUAUAUACUAACAUUUGUCCUUUUACAGGUUCAAAACUAUACAACUCUUUAUUCAUAAUAUACAUUAUAUAUUAUAGCUUUAUUUAAUUAAUCCCAGUAGAACUAUGGGAUGACCUCAUUGAAUUACACUUAUCGAGCUUCCAAUAACAUUAUCAAAUUGAAAGAUGUUUGUUUGUUGGUUUGUUUUCCAUGAAUGGCGUUUGUGAGUAUGUUUUAACUGUUAUGUGUUUUAAAGUAAGAUGCAUGUUCUAUUUUCAAAGAAGAAACAAUGUGUUAAUUCAGAAUAGCUGAACAUGAUGUGGGAGGAUUUAUGCUAGCUUCUCUUUAACAUUUAUCGUAGCCUAUACACAUCAUUUAUACUAAAAAUCGAUUUCAUUCUUACAUUGACAUAUGUAGCAGACCUGUGGAAUGCUGCAUAUUUCAUAUAAAUGUAUGAUCACUAUGCACUUCAAAUUACUUUCUGAGUGUUACACUAUUUUGUAAGGUGUGCUAUUACAUCUGAGAUGUUGAACUAUAAAGGUAAUAUAUGCAACUAUGGCAGAGACACAACCACGGCUGGGCCAUAGGGGUACGUCUAGAUAUUUAUUUUGAAAAAGAAACAUAUAAUAUUUUUGUAAGAGUUGUCUGUUACCAGUCUGUAAUAACAAGGGUCUUCUGUGUUUGGGAAUACUACAUGUUUUCACUGAUGAAAUAAAAAUAGUGACUCAU
Messenger RNA from Clupea harengus (Atlantic herring), 2289 nucleotides. It is a transcript of the gene fosl1a, whose product is annotated as FOS like 1, AP-1 transcription factor subunit a. Gene Ontology annotation, biological process: regulation of transcription by RNA polymerase II. The record is from RefSeq and is a predicted model, not a curated record. NCBI's taxonomy places the organism in Eukaryota, Metazoa, Chordata, Actinopteri, Clupeiformes, Clupeidae. Gene Ontology annotation, molecular function: DNA-binding transcription factor activity, RNA polymerase II-specific; RNA polymerase II cis-regulatory region sequence-specific DNA binding. Gene Ontology annotation, cellular component: nucleus.